GGCGGCUUCCAACCCGGCAUGGGCAGCUUCACCCCUGGAGCUGCUUCCUUCAACCCCGGCCAGGCCUUCUUCAACCCUGGUCAGGGCUACGGACAACAACAAUACGGCGGCUUCGGCCAGCAGUACGGCCAAUAUGGCCAGCAGCAACAAUACAACCAAUAUGGUAACCAGGGAUACGGACAGCAAGGAUACGGCCAGCAGCAAUACUCGCAGUACGGACAGCAAGGCCAGCAGGGCUACGGUCAACAACAAUACAACCAGUCCUACCAACAACCCGCCCAGCAACAGCAACAGCGUCAAGUCCCCGUCAUCGCUAAGAGAGGUGACCAGACCGCUGCACCCAAGCCUGCUGCUGACGCUCCCAAGGCUGCCGUCAAGACCCUCUCGCUCAGCGCAUCCGACACUGGUGCUUCGGCUCCCAAGGUCGAGAAGACUGGUGGAACAAAGGUCCUGAGCUUGGGCGUCCCUGCCGCCCCCAAGGUUGAGAAGACCGCUGGCACAAAGGUUCUCUCGCUCAACGCCGAGCCCGCCAAGCCUGCACCUGUCAAGGAGACCGUCAACAAGGCCGAGGCUGGUGCCGGAAAGGCCGUCACUGCUGCCAAAGCAUUGGAGAAGACCGGCGACUCACCUGCCGCAUCUGGACGCACAUCCCCUACUUCUGGUCGUAGCUCGCCCACUCCUGCAGAGAAGCGUGCCGAGGCCCGCCAGGCCGAUCUGGUUGCCGCAGAGCAGGCCGCCGAUGUCGACGAAGAGACUCUCAAGGACAUGUACGGCAAGGAGCACGUCAACGUCAUUUUCCUUGGUCACGUCGAUGCUGGAAAGUCAACUCUUGGUGGUUCUAUCCUUUACGCCAGCGGUAUGGUCGAUGAGCGUACCAUGGAGAAGUACAAGCGUGAUGCCAAGGAGGCCGGUAGAGAGACAUGGUACCUGUCAUGGGCUCUUGAUUUGACCAAGGAGGAGCGCUCCAAGGGUAAGACCGUCGAGGUCGGCAAGGGCUUCUUCGAGACCGAGAAGCGUCGCUACACCAUUCUCGAUGCCCCUGGUCACAAGACCUUUGUGCCCAACAUGAUCGGUGGUGCCUCGCAGGCCGAUGUUGGUGUUCUCGUCAUUUCUGCCAGAAAGGGUGAGUACGAGACUGGUUUCGAAAAGGGUGGUCAGACCCGUGAGCACGCCGUCUUGGCCAAGACUCAGGGUGUCAACAAGCUCAUCGUUGCCGUUAACAAGAUGGACGACGCCACUGUCGAGUGGAGUGAGGAGCGUUACAAGGAAUGUACCGGCAAGCUCGCUCAGUUCCUCAAGGGUGUCGGUUACAACCCCAAGACCGACCUUAUGUUCAUGCCCAUCUCUGCUCAAACCACUCUCGGUAUCAAGGACCCCGUACCAAAGGAUGUCUGCCCCUGGAACACCGCUCCUUCGCUUCUCGGUUACCUCGACAGCAUGCAAGCUCUGGAGCGCAAGCUAAACGCUCCAUUCUUGAUGCCCGUCGCUGCCAAGUACCGUGAUCUGGGUACCAUGAUCGAGGGCAAGAUUGAGUCUGGUGUUAUCAAGAAGGAUAUCAAGUACCUGAUGAUGCCCAACCGCGUCGAAAUCUCCAUUUCGGCGCUCUUCGGCGAGACUGAAGACGAGAUCCCCAACGCCACCUGCGGUGAUCAGAUUCGUCUGCGUAUCAAGGGUAUCGAAGAAGAAGACAUCAUGCCCGGUUUCGUGCUGUGCUCGCCUCGCCGCCCUGUCAACUGUGUCUCUACUUUCGAAGCACAGAUUGUCCUUCUCGACAUCAAGUCCAUUCUCUCAGCCGGUUUCAACUGUGUCAUGCACGUUCACGCCGCCACCGAAGAAGUCACCUUCGACGCUCUUCUGCACAAGCUCGAAAAGGGCACAGGCAGAAAGUCAAAGAAGGCUCCUGGCUUCGCCACUAAGGGCAUGAGCAUCAUCGCUCGUCUGAAGGUCACCAGCAACAACGGCGCUGGCGUCUGUAUCGAGACCUUUGCCGAGUACCCUACUCUGGGUAGAUUCACUCUCCGUGACCAGGGUCAGACCAUUGCCAUUGGCAAGGUUACUAAGCUCAUCACUGAAGAGGCUGCCUAA
Aureobasidium namibiae CBS 147.97 is the source of this 2085-nucleotide messenger RNA. RefSeq lists its product as uncharacterized. NCBI's taxonomy places the organism in Eukaryota, Fungi, Ascomycota, Dothideomycetes, Dothideales, Saccotheciaceae. Gene Ontology annotation, molecular function: GTP binding; translation release factor activity; GTPase activity. The transcript is spliced from 2 exons. Gene Ontology annotation, cellular component: translation release factor complex. The record is from RefSeq and is a predicted model, not a curated record. The annotation marks the transcript as partial. Gene Ontology annotation, biological process: translational termination; translation; nuclear-transcribed mRNA catabolic process, deadenylation-dependent decay.